Messenger RNA from Mastomys coucha (southern multimammate mouse), 1350 nucleotides. It is a transcript of the gene Lrrc57, whose product is annotated as leucine rich repeat containing 57. The transcript is spliced from 6 exons. The record is from RefSeq and is a predicted model, not a curated record. The coding region runs from base 139 to 984 and encodes 281 amino acids. Lineage: Eukaryota; Metazoa; Chordata; Mammalia; Rodentia; Muridae. Gene Ontology annotation, molecular function: protein binding.
ACCAGGCGGUUCAGCAGUAGCCCAGCUGCACUCUGCGCGGAUGCUGGGUCCCACGGGUUGGCGGCAGCCAUGGCUUCCGCACACCUCUGGAACUGGCGCGAGGCGUGAGGGGCACACAGCGAACGGGCGCGCGGUUUGAUGAUGUCACAGGGCGUUCCUGCCCGGGCGGAAGCCCUGGGAGCGCGUCUCAGGCGAGCGCGGGUCCCGGGUGUUCCCUGGCGGAGUCUUCUCUGCGCUGAGCGGGAACUGAGCCGUGGCGCUAGGAUGGGAAACAGUGCUCUCCGUGCCCAUGUGGAAACAGCGCAGAAAACUGGUGUCUUUCAGCUUAAAGACCGUGGUCUGACCGAGUUCCCCACAGAGUUGCAGAAGCUGACAAGCAAUCUGAGGACCAUCGAUUUGUCCAACAACAAGAUCGACUGCCUACCACCUCUGAUAAUAGGAAAGUUCACUCUGCUAAAGAGCCUCUCCCUCAACAACAACAAACUGACUCUUCUACCUGAUGAAUUAAGCAAUCUGAAAAAACUAGAGACACUGAGUCUCAACAACAAUCACCUGAGAGAGCUACCAUCUACCUUUGGGCAGCUGUCAGCCCUGAAGACGCUGAGCCUCUCUGGGAAUCAGCUGGGAGCAUUACCGCCCCAGCUUUGUAGCCUGAGACAUCUAGAUGUAGUAGAUCUCUCUAAAAACCAGAUUCGGAGUAUUCCUGACACAGUCGGGGAACUGCAGGCCAUCGAACUCAAUCUCAACCAGAACCAGAUAUCUCAGAUCUCCAUGAGGAUAUCCUGCUGUCCUCGCCUCAAAGUCCUCCGGCUGGAAGAGAACUGCCUCGAGCUCAGCAUGCUUCCACAAAGCAUCCUCAGUGACUCCCAAAUUUGCCUCCUUGCUGUGGAAGGCAAUCUCUUUGAAAUAAAGAAACUUCGAGAACUAGAGGGUUAUGAUAAGUACAUGGAGAGGUUCACAGCCACCAAGAAGAAAUUUGCAUGAUCAUCUCCAGGACUAUGGGACAGACUUGGAACCUCUGUUGGAAUCUGACUGAGUCAAAGGCUCUUGAUGUUGGAUACACUGCAGAUAACAUUUUACUUAAUGACUUUUCCCUUUUUAGGACUGUCAGAUAAACUAAAGGAAAGGGACUUAGGAGUAGGAGACAGGAAGAACCAUUCAUCUUGAGCCGUGUGGGCCAUGGCUGGUGUUGAUCUUCAAAACCAUCAUUAGUUGGGCUCUAAGGAACCAAUAGGGAGUUGCUGUUCAUGCAGGGAGGGAAUGUUGCCUGUUAAUAGAUGGACCCAUGCCACAGCUUGAGACUUUGUUGAGUUUGCAGACUGUCAGCUUUCAUAAAGUUGGUCCCCAUCA